GAGCAAGUUGUCAUGUUCCUCAGUGAAAAAUCAGAGAUCUUGCACAAAUCACUGGCCCCUCCGGGUGGUGGGGGGGGCAGGCGGGUGCUCUGGGAGGCUGGAGGUGUUCCAUGGGGGCUCCUGGCGGUCGGUGUGUGGAGACUCCUGGGACAUGAUGGAUGCCCGUGUGGUGUGCAGACAGCUGGGCUGUGUGUUAGCACAGGGGGCUCAUGGUAAUGCUACUUUUGGGACGGGGAAUGGCGCCCUCUGGCUGACUGAGGUGAACUGCAGGGGCACUGAGCUGCACCUGUGGGACUGCCCACACUCUGUGCACAGCAGCUGCCGAUCGCAGAACCAGGCUGUGGUCACCUGCACAGGGGACCUGGUGAUGGAGGACGCCGCAGAGAGCUACGAUGAUGUCAUCACUGCUGUGGAUGCGCACCCAGACAGUGUGGCAGGGGAGCUGGCCGAGGGAGACGCACCAGAGUACUAUGAUGAUGUCAUCACCACCCAGCAGAGCCCGGAGGCUUUUUCAGCUGCCAGUGAGAUGGACUAUGAUGAUGUGGGGGAGGAGCCACCUGAAACAGCAUUCUGAGAUUUUGUGGGAGGAAGUGCCCGCCCAGCAGUUUGGAUCGCACAGCUUACAGCAUACACACAGCUAAUGGAAAAUGUUUUAAUAUAAGACCACAUCCUCCUAGAUCAGCCAUUCAUCAAUGAGUAAUUCACCUGAAAUGAUUGACAGCAGGUUCCUUAGCUUGCUCAUGAAUCAGGACAUUGAAAGUGUUGGUACUUUUACACAUUGGAUAUAGCAGCUGGCCAGAUGAUCAUGUGAUUACAUAUGGGACAAUGGAUUGCAUUUUUAGGUAUGUAAGAAUGAAAACAAUUAUCUUUAGCCUGUGUAGGCCUUUGCUUUAGAUGUGUGUGUAUCUCCAUCAAACCCUUUCAGUUGUGGGUACUGUGUGCAUCAUGUGUGGGUCAGAGCUGUCCGUGUUGGCUCUCUGAUCGACACAUGGAUGUGUUAUCAGCCAGACAGCAGUGAUCCAGCAUCCCAACUCUCCUUGCUCCUCUGCAAGAUCACAUUUUUAAACUCUCCUUGCUCCUCUGCAAGAUCACAUUUUAAAAGAUGAUUUUAUUGUACAUAGCUGGUGAGUUCCUUGCACUGGCUGCCUUGUUACUAUUCAAAACUAUUUCAUACUACUGUCAUUACUAUUAUUUCAUACGACGUUAGAACAGAACUUCAAUAAUAGAAAUAUAUAUUUUUACUACCUUUUUAUAAAAUAGUUUUAGACAUUUAGAUUCUAUAUUUCUUGAAGACUUAUACAGCUUUUGAUUGACAGCAUUCCAUGAAAAUUCAAUAGUUUCACUAAAACGCUCAAUGUAUUUCUGUGCCUUAAGCAAUACCAGUCUUUUAAC
Molecule: messenger RNA, 1392 nt
Organism: Conger conger (European conger)
Lineage: Eukaryota; Metazoa; Chordata; Actinopteri; Anguilliformes; Congridae
Product: scavenger receptor cysteine-rich type 1 protein M130-like
Exons: 5
Coding region: 152-574 (140 amino acids)
Cellular component (GO): membrane
Source: RefSeq, a predicted model, not a curated record